AUGAGUUCCAAGUCUGCGGCCGCCAUUCUCCAGCGGCAGUUCAAGGACCUCACAGACCCGAAGAAGGGCAUCCCAUACUUCCACAUCGAGCUCGACAACGACAACAUUUUCUACUGGAAGAUCGGCAUCAUGGUGCUCAACAAGGAGUCGCUCUACUACGGCGGCUACUUCAAGGGCCGAAUGCGGUUCCCCGCCGACUACCCGUUCUCGCCGCCAAGCUUCGCCUUCACGCCUCCGAUCUUCCACCCGAACGUGUACAAAGACGGCCGGCUCUGCAUCUCCAUUCUCCAUGAGGGCGGCGACCCGAUCUCCGGCAUGCCGGACGCCGAGACGUGGUCGCCGGCGCAGACCGCGGAGUCCGUGCUCAUCUCCAUCAUCUCGCUCUUGGAGGACCCCAACUUGAACUCGCCAGCCAACAUGGACGCGUGCUGGUUGUUCAGGAAGAACUUCGAGUCAUACAAGGAGAAAGUCUUGGACGGCGUGGAGAAAUCCAAGAAGGACAUCCCCAAGGGCUUUGUCUUUCCCGAUCCCGAUGACAGUGCUCUCAGCGGGAACGCUGCGAACAAGGAGCUCGAGCAGGCGCAGUACGACGAGGAGUUCUGGUACGACAGCGACGAGGAGAGCUUCGACGAGGAAAGCCUCAUGGAUGAUAUCAACGACGAAGAGGACGACGAGGUAGAAGAGGAGGACGACAGUGACGUGGAGAUGGGGAAGUAA
Messenger RNA from Metschnikowia bicuspidata var. bicuspidata NRRL YB-4993, 717 nucleotides. It is a transcript of the gene CDC34, whose product is annotated as SCF E2 ubiquitin-protein ligase catalytic subunit. The record is from RefSeq and is a predicted model, not a curated record. Gene Ontology annotation, biological process: proteasome-mediated ubiquitin-dependent protein catabolic process; protein polyubiquitination. NCBI's taxonomy places the organism in Eukaryota, Fungi, Ascomycota, Pichiomycetes, Serinales, Metschnikowiaceae. Gene Ontology annotation, molecular function: ubiquitin conjugating enzyme activity. The transcript has a single exon. The coding region runs from base 1 to 717 and encodes 238 amino acids.